Cuscuta campestris is the source of this 681-nucleotide messenger RNA. NCBI's taxonomy places the organism in Eukaryota, Viridiplantae, Streptophyta, Magnoliopsida, Solanales, Convolvulaceae. The record is from the annotation of a GenBank genome assembly.
CUUUGGAGAAAUCUUCAUUAUUAUAGAAGGAAGUAAGGCAAAUUUUAAGUUUGUGAGCCAAAUAUGGGAAGCUUGAAUACAAGUUAGAACAGGAGAAAGAAGACUAGAGAUUGAUGUCAUGGUUCUUGUUGAUAGAGGUGUUGUUUGUAUUGACGAGUUUGAUGAGAUGAAUGAAUGACCAAGGUUGCCUGUCUAUACAUGAGGUUAUGAAGCAGCAGACUUUAAGAACUGCUUAAGCUGUAAUGCAUGCAUCAUUGAAUGCUCGGUGCAGCAAACUUUAUUUGGGAAGCUUUACUUCAUGUCAUAGCUUCUGUUAUGCAUAUUUCAAGCCUUUCCAGAGCAGGGCCUCAAGAAAACUUGCAGUGCAAAUGCUAAUUAGACGAGGCAACCAAGCAUUACGUUGCACAGGAGCAGCUUUGAGUUUAUGCUCAGGCUUGCCAAGUUUUUGGUAGUCAGGUGAUGGUUCUUGAAUUAUAUCCUCAGUUGGAGUGUCAUGCACAAAAGAGACUGUAAUGAUUAGUCUUUGCAUCCAUAUUUUGAUCUUCAAUCUCCUAUACCAUGUUGAUACUUGCCGGCAGAUGCUUCUUUUUAGAGUUAAAUUCUCAUGCUCCGUGGCCCAUUUUACAUUUCAUGGAAGAAAUAACAUUUAUUCGGUCAUAUAAAUGAAUAGGAUUAUCAUUA